Molecule: messenger RNA, 576 nt
Organism: Oncorhynchus nerka (sockeye salmon)
Lineage: Eukaryota; Metazoa; Chordata; Actinopteri; Salmoniformes; Salmonidae
Exons: 2
Coding region: 1-576 (191 amino acids)
Source: RefSeq, a predicted model, not a curated record
AUGUGGAGAAGAGGAGAGGGGAGUGGUGUGGAGAGGAGUGAAGGGGAGUGGAGGGCAGAGGAGUGGGGAGUGGAGGGCAGAGGAGUGGAGGGCAGAGGAGUGAAGGGCAGAGGAGUGGAGGGCAGGGAGUGGAGGGCAGGGGAGUGGAGGGCAGGGGAGUGGAGGGCAGAGGAGUGGAGGGCAGAGGAGUGGAGGGCAGGGGAGUGGAGGGCAGGGGAGUGGAGGGCAGAGGAGUGGAGGGCAGAGGGUGGAGGGGAGUGGAGUGGAGGGCAGGGGAGUGGAGGGCAGGGGAGUGGAGGGCAGGGAGUGGAGGGCAGAGGAGUGGAGGGCAGUGGGGGAGUGGAGUGGAGGGCAGGGGAGUGGAGUGGAGGGCAGGGAGUGGAGGGCAGGGGAGUGGAGGGCAGGGGGUGGAGGGCAGGGGAGUGGAGUGGAGGGCAGGGGAGUGGAGGGCAGGGGAGUGGAGGGCAGGGGGUGGAGGGCAGGGGAGUGGAGGGCAGGGGAGUGGAGUGGAGGGCAGGGAGUGGAGGGCAGGGGAGUGGAGUGGAGGGCAGGGGAGUGGAGGGCUCUGGUCAUUAG